AUGACGCCAGGUAUUGGGCACAGAACUGUUCGUAAUGUCAUAUAUUCUAGACUUGGUCUUAGCACUGCUCGCCCAAAGCAUGGAUCGCUUCGUUUAACACUACAAAUCAAGCGUGCUGGUAGGCAUGGAGGAGUCAUGGACAAUCGAGAACAAGUCGAGGCCUUUAUUAAACAGAACUUCUCUUCAUACAAAAAUGUCAGAAUUGAAGUAAACAUGCUUCACUUGGAUACAACUUCUAUCCCAGACCAAGUUCGAACACUUGCUAAAACAGAUAUCUAUUUUUCCAGCGCAGGAUCGGGCUUAUACAUGUCGAGUCUUUUACCUGAUGAUACUAUCGUUAUUGGCAUGCCACGAUGCAACCGUAUGCCGCUACCAGUCAAUGCUCGAGAGCUUCGUCCUGGCGUAGAUGGACAGGCCCAAGAUGCACUGUUCUCAUCCUGCUCUGGAUUCUAUGAGUUCCAACACAUACAGACACUCUCGAACGUCCAUUUAAUACCGUUUCCACUCGGUGCUAUCAGUCUUCGUCUAGAUGAUCCGAAUCAUUAUAAUUUACCGAUUUCGUACUUAAACGAAACACUUACUAUAGCGAUUGAAGAAGCACUCGCCUUACGAGAAGCUGUAUUGAAGGCAUAA
Messenger RNA from Rotaria sp. Silwood2, 633 nucleotides. Lineage: Eukaryota; Metazoa; Rotifera; Eurotatoria; Philodinida; Philodinidae. The record is from the annotation of a GenBank genome assembly.